ACUUUUGGUCCUAUUGGCUUUUCUUUAUGGAUCAAUCUCUUUAAUAGCUGUACUAGGAAAUGUUAUGGUUAUGUUUGUGAUUUUUAGAAACAAGAAAAUGCAGUCCAUUACCAACAUUUUCAUUGCCAACCUUGCAUUUGCUGAUGUCAUCAUUGGAGUGUUUUCCAUACCAUUUCAAUUCCAAGCUGCUUUACUUCAGCGCUGGGUUGUACCAUAUUUCUUGUGUCCUUUGGCGCCAUUCAUCAAAAACCUGUCCGUGUGUGUGUCUGUGUUUACCUUGACAAUCAUUUCCAUAGAUAGAUACAUAGCUGUAAUGUAUCCUCUUAAAGCAGGCAUACAAAUGAAAGUGGCUGUAUUGCUUCUUGUAAAUAUUUGGUUAUUUGGAAUAAUCUCAAGUUUGCCUAACUUGAUUUUCUUCAAGGUCAUCUUCGUUCCUGAUGAGCCAUUCCUGGACCAGAUGAAACCAUUUUGUUCACAUGCCUACCCCUCCGAAAUGUUUAGGAGCCUUCACAUAUAUUUUCUUUUUAUCAUCCAGUACGCACUGCCUCUGGUGGUUAUAAACAUUACAUACUUUCGUAUUGUGUAUAGAAUAUGGGGGACGAAAGCUCCAGGACAAUCUUUGGAUAGACAGGAAGUAACCAGAACAAGGAAUCGUAAAAAGGUUGUGAAAAUGCUUAUCAUCGUUGUAUGCCUAUUUGUAUUAUCUUGGAUGCCUUUGCAUAUCUACCAAGUAUCAUCUCAGAUAGAGCCGGAUAUAAACAAAUACGAAAAUAUUCAUAUAAUAUGGUUCUGCUGUAACUGGCUAGCCAUGAGCAACUCUUGUUAUAAUCCUUUUGUCUACGGUCUACUCAAUUCAAAGUUCAAACGAGAAUACCAGAAACUACUGCCAUACUGCUCUUUUUGCAAGCGUCAAGAUCAAGAUUUAGCAGACUAUUCAGAUGAAAGUGCUGGAAGCAUGCACAGAUCUCAACUCAUUAGAACGCAUGUCUCCUCUCUCAAAACCGGAAGUUUUCAACAAAGAGUACAUGGUAGAAGAAUGGUCAGCUUUAAAAGACCAUUUACAAAUACUACUGAACUGUAG
Messenger RNA from Saccostrea echinata, 1081 nucleotides. RefSeq names its product tachykinin-like peptides receptor 99D. Gene Ontology annotation, cellular component: membrane. The record is from RefSeq and is a predicted model, not a curated record. Gene Ontology annotation, biological process: G protein-coupled receptor signaling pathway. The transcript is spliced from 4 exons. NCBI's taxonomy places the organism in Eukaryota, Metazoa, Mollusca, Bivalvia, Ostreida, Ostreidae. The coding region runs from base 65 to 1081 and encodes 338 amino acids. Gene Ontology annotation, molecular function: neuropeptide Y receptor activity.